Fraxinus pennsylvanica is the source of this 633-nucleotide messenger RNA. NCBI's taxonomy places the organism in Eukaryota, Viridiplantae, Streptophyta, Magnoliopsida, Lamiales, Oleaceae. The record is from the annotation of a GenBank genome assembly.
AUGGCUUCUUCUCUCCAUAGCCUCUAUUUCUUUCUUGCAAUUUUUAUUUGCAGUUCUGUACAUGCUGCAAAUGUGCCUCCAUCUAACGGGCUUGUCCUUCCCGUUAAGAAGAACGUAAAAACUUCACAAUACUACACGACACUAGAAAUGGGCAGCAAUCGUGUCACGAUUAAUGCUGUCAUUGAUCUUGGCUCCCAGUUCUUGUGGUUUUCCUGUGAUUCCUACACUUCAUCAACCUAUAAUCCAAUUCCUUGUGAAUCCCAGAAAUGUGAAAAAGUGAAGGGAUUUGGAUGCAUAGGUUGCAAUCAGGCUCCUCGUCCGGGGUGCACCAAUGACACUUGUAUUGCCUCCCCAUACAGUCCCUUUGAAAAUUUGCUUUAUUCUGAAGGGUUUGCAGAGGAUACAUUAUACUCCAAAAAUAAUAUGAAAGUUUUCGAGCUUCCUUUUUCUUGCUUCCAUUUAGAGCACCUGACUGGUUUCGCCAGUAUAGCUAUUGGAAUGUUAGGCCUUGCGAGGACUGAGAUUUCCUUGCAUAAACAAGUUGCAGAUAAAUUCGAGUUACCUGACAAAUUUGCAUUGUGUAUACCAUCUGAUAAAGGGGUGGGGAAAAUAUUCAUUGGUGGGGGAAAGUGA